AUGAAUGCUGAUACUUGUGUUUCUUAUUGUGAUCCGGCUGCCAUGGAUUCCUACUACAACGCAGCCUCCCAGGACACAGAAGGCUCCUCGCCUUUUAGGGCAUUUCAAGCAAGUGACAAGUUCAGCCCUACUUUCCUGGCCAGCAAAGGACAAGGCUUUGGUGACAGCAGCACUAAGUGCCGGAGCCGCUACAGCCAGCAGGAAUGUCAGUCCCUGGAUGGCAGUGUGCAGGCUGCCGGCUCUGCCGGGGCUCCGGCCUCCUUUAACAAAUACCCUCCGCAGCAACAGCCGCCGCACCUCUACAUGCAGCGAGGCCCCUGCAAAACCCCCCCGGACAGCAACAUCAAGCUGCAGGAGAGCAGCGGCCACAACGGAACUCUGCAGGUCUCCUGUUACGGUAAAGACAGUGCUUUGGGAGAGGCCGACUUGCAGCCGAGCUCUGACCCUUCGGGAAUGGACAGCAGCUACCUCAGCGUGAAGGAGGCUGGGGUGAAAGUGCCCCAGGACAGGGCCAGCACAGACCUCCCCAGCCCCAUGGACAAGGCCGACUCGGAGAGCAACAAGGGCAAAAAGCGGAGGAACCGCACCACCUUCACUAGUUACCAGCUGGAGGAGCUGGAGAAGGUCUUCCAGAAAACCCACUAUCCUGAUGUCUAUGCCAGGGAGCAGCUAGCCAUGAGGACAGACCUCACCGAGGCUCGUGUACAGGUGUGGUUUCAGAACCGGAGAGCAAAAUGGCGCAAGAGGGAGCGGUUCGGUCAGAUGCAGCAGGUCCGGACCCACUUCUCCACUGCCUAUGAGCUGCCUCUGCUGACCCGUGCUGAGAACUACGCCCAGAUCCAGAACCCCUCCUGGAUUGGCAACAAUGGAGCUGCCUCUCCUGUGCCUGCCUGUGUUGUCCCCUGCGAGACGGUGCCCUCCUGCAUGUCCCCCCAUGCCCACCCCCACGCGGCCGGCGGUGUCUCCGAGUUCCUUGGCGUCUCCGGCCCUGGCAGCCACGUGGGACAGACUCACAUGGGUGGCCUCUUUGGCACGGCCGGGAUGAGCCCCAGCCUCAAUGGCUACGAGCUGAACAGCGAGCCGGACCGCAAGACCUCCAGCAUCGCUGCCCUGAGGAUGAAAGCAAAGGAGCACAGCGCCGCUAUCUCCUGGGCGACAUGACAGGGCUGCAGCCCAGUGCCCAUGACACGGAGAGAGCACAUAGGGACAGCUGAACAAAUCCAUCCGCUUGGACGCCAGACAGCAGUUGCCUCC
Molecule: messenger RNA, 1254 nt
Organism: Manacus vitellinus (golden-collared manakin)
Lineage: Eukaryota; Metazoa; Chordata; Aves; Passeriformes; Pipridae
Gene: ALX4
Product: ALX homeobox 4
Exons: 4
Coding region: 1-1161 (386 amino acids)
Biological process (GO): regulation of transcription by RNA polymerase II
Molecular function (GO): RNA polymerase II transcription regulatory region sequence-specific DNA binding; DNA-binding transcription activator activity, RNA polymerase II-specific
Source: RefSeq, a predicted model, not a curated record